This is a messenger RNA of Dovyalis caffra, 1539 nucleotides long. The record is from the annotation of a GenBank genome assembly. Lineage: Eukaryota; Viridiplantae; Streptophyta; Magnoliopsida; Malpighiales; Salicaceae.
AUGGAAACUUGGCUCCUUAUCCUUGUCUCCAUUUCCAUCUCUCUCUUCUUGAAAUUUAUCUUCAACAAUUUUCUAACAACCAGGAAACUCCCUCCAGGUCCACUAACCUUCCCUAUCAUCGGCAACUUACUAUGGCUCCGCAUGUCAGCCUUCAAGCUAGAGCCCAUCCUCCGGUCCCUACACGCCAAGUUUGGCCCAAUGGUUACCCUCCGCGUUGGCACGCGUCCUGCUAUCUUCGUUGCGGAUCGCACCCUUGCUCAUCAGGCUUUAAUACAUAAUGGAGCAGUUUAUGCGGACCGUCUACCAGCUUCUGCUACUGCCAAAAUUACCACUAGUAAUCAGCAUAAUAUCAGUUCUUCCUCCUACGGUCCAACUUGGAGACUCCUGCGGCGUAACCUCACAGCAGAAAUCCUCCACCCUUCGCGUGCAAAAUCAUACUCUCAUGCACGCAAUUGGGUGCUGCAAAUCCUCCAGAAUCGCUUAGAGACUCAAGCGAAAUCCGGUCAUCCUGUUUGUGUGAUGGAACAUUUUCAAUAUGCUAUGUUUUGUUUAUUAGUCCUGAUGUGUUUUGGUGACAGGCUCGCUGAAAACCAGAUUAAAAAAAUUGAGGAAGUUCAGCGAGAAAUGCUUGUGAAUUUCCGUAAGUUCAAUAUACUCAAUUUCUGGCCUAGAGUGACAAAGAUUGUGUUGCGUAGACAUUGGCAGGAGCUUUUUCGCCUUCGAAAAUGUCAAGAAGAUGUCUUGAUUCCGUUGAUAAGAGAAAGAAAGAAGGCCAGUGAAGAGAGGAUAAGAAAAAGUAAAGAGGACAAGAAAGAGCAGGAAGAUGAAUAUGUUCUUUCCUAUGUUGAUACCUUACUGGCUUUGGAACUUCCGGAAGAAAAAAGAAAGCUUGAGGAAGGGGAAGUGGUUAGUUUGUGCUCAGAGUUUCUUAACGGGGGAACAGAUACUACUUCAACAGCAUUACAAUGGAUCAUGGCCAAUCUUGUCAAGUACCCACAAAUUAAAGAGAAGCUAUUCAUGGAGAUUAAAGGGGUUGUGCGAGAUGGAGCAGAGAAUAUACAAGAAGAGGAAUUGCAGAAGAUGCCAUAUCUAAAAGCAAUCAUACUGGAAGGGCUAAGGAGGCACCCACCCGCCCAUUAUGUGUUGCCACAUGCGGUGACUGAAGAUGUAGUGUUGGGUAAAUAUGUGGUACCGAAAGAUGGAACUAUAAAUUUCAUGGUAGCUGAAAUGGGAUGGGAUCCAAAGGUGUGGGAGGACCCUAUGGCAUUCAAGCCUGAAAGGUUUCUAAAUAGUGGAGGGGAAACAUUUGAUAUAACAGGAAGUAGAGAGAUCAAGAUGAUGCCAUUUGGGGUUGGGAGGAGAAUUUGUCCUGGUUAUGGUUUAGCACUGCUUCAUUUGGAGUACUUUGUAGCUAAUUUGAUUUGGAAAUUUGAGUGGAAGGCUGUGGAUGGAGAUGAUGUUGAUUUGGCCGAGAAGGAAGAAUUCACAGUAGUGAUGAAGAAUCCAUUACAAGCCCAAAUAUCCCCAAGGUUGAGAUAA